AUGGUUUUCAGUAAAUCAUCUCCCGCAGCAGGCAUGAAGCGGUCUGCCUCUGCCCUCCAGGACGGCCCACCUGGCUGGGACGUUGCUCCACCCAUGAUGGCUUCUUCGCGCCCAUCAUUUCGUCUUCCCUAUGCUCACUACGCUCUCAUCUACCUCGAUCAUGAGGGCAAGUUGAAGGUUGACGAGUCUGCCUCCAUCAAGGAGCAGAACUCGACCGUCUUCACCCCAGAGGUCCGCCAGAAUUUCCUAGAAAUCCUCGGUGAACGAAUUGGUUACCAACAGCCUGUUCGCCGCACCUUGGAAGCAUCACCUCGUCGGGUUAGGCGCCGCAAGGGAGAUUUCCACAGCUCCUCUCCCUCUGAUGACCGUCUGCCUGAGCAGGCAUCCGAUAAUGAGGACUUUCCCUCUCAUGGAUCGUCAGAGAUGGUUCCCCUUCGCAUCGGUGACACCCAAAAGGUCCUCGGAUACUACGAGGGCGCACUCAAGCACUUCCAGCAGCUCAAUUGCCGCAUGGUUGCCAAGGCCUUUAUCAAGUUCAUCGAACCUCGCAAGCAGGUGAGGCACCCUUAUAACGGAGGUAAGCCUCCACCAGGAUCGGCUCCCGGAACAACGGGCGAUCCUGAGAAGACCAAGCCCGAAUGGUGGCCCCCGGGUGUUAUGCACAAGGAGCCCGACCACUUGAGGAAAGAGUAUCGCAUUGAGCUUCUGCUUCACAUUGUCCGCAAGCUCGGCAACCAUGGUAUUACUGCCGACAAAUUGAAGGAAGUCGCCGGCGACACCAAGCGCAGCCUGAAGCACCCUUCGCAUGUCGAAAUCAUCUAUGAGAUCCUCCGGGUGCGAAAGAUGGAGGAGCGCUUUGAGCGCGGUGAAGUUGAUGCCAACAUGGUUGUCUAUGUCAUGAACCGUGGACCUAGCCCCAAGGGUGAUGAAGAUGACGAGUCCGGCGAGGCUCCCUCUUCCGCCAUCGAAGAGCCAGAGCAUGUCGAAGAAGGGCUGUUGACGCCGGCGUCAUCGGUCGAGCAGGUAUCUGCACCGCUCGCAACACAAAUUGAUACCAUGUCAUCUCGUCAUAUCCCGGGUAGUGACCGCCAUCUCUUCUCUGUCCCAGAGCCGCUAAAUUUCGAGAGCGCUGGCCGACAAGAUCGUGCCUUCUACACCACGCCUCCCCAUUACGCGGACUCCUUCUCGUCCCAGGCCAUGCUCAGCACUCCGGUGAGUGCGGAGAUGAUCAGCCCGCACGAGACAUCUGUCUUCGACUAUCCUGCCUCCAAUCCCUUCCCAAAUUCCACGCCUGAGCUUCAGCGCACCGGCCAGUAUGAUUCGUGGACGACACCGACUUUCCGCCAGAACAUUUUCAGCCCCAUCGACUAUGGGACACCGGGCUCCGGCCAUGCACUUCCCCCACCGGCAAUGCCCUACCACAUGUCCAUGGCCUCGCCUGCCCAACUGCACGACAUGUCGUCGCAUCACGCUCAUGCUCCCAUGGACCAAAGAGCGCUGCCCUUCCGUACGGGCUCCCUAGGGCAUCCCCACGGGCUGCCGCUGUCUCAUCAGGCGUGA
Molecule: messenger RNA, 1560 nt
Organism: Penicillium riverlandense
Lineage: Eukaryota; Fungi; Ascomycota; Eurotiomycetes; Eurotiales; Aspergillaceae
Exons: 5
Coding region: 1-1560 (519 amino acids)
Source: RefSeq, a predicted model, not a curated record